UAUACGAAUUAAUAAAUGAAACCCAACUCACAUAUAUUUGACCAGAGGAAUAAAAUUAAACAAAAAAAAAAAAGAAUUGAACGGAAUCACAGAAAAAACCAACCAACCAACCAACCAGCCGGCCUGUCACAUAUGGAAAGGACGUCCUGGAAAAAAGGACAUUAUUAACGGAAGUUUGAAAGAAAAUAAGAAAUGUGUUGACAUCUGUGAUAGCUUGAAGUGAUAAAAUUACGAAUUAAUAAAAAUUUCAAGAAAUUUUAUAAUAAAAAAUUAAAAAAAAAAAUCAUUCAUAAGGAAUAAGGAUAAAAAAAAUAAUAAAGUGAUAUGCAUAUUUCAAGUGAAGUUAGUUCAACAACAUCACAAACGCAACAAGAUGGUAGUCGCCCAAGUCGAAGUAGUGCUAACAACAACAACAAUAACAAUAGCAAUAGUAUAAGUUCCAGAAAUAAUAACAACAAUAGUGCAUCAAGUAAAAAACCUGUCGACAAUAGUCCAUAUUUGACACCAGAGAAUCUUAUUGAACGAACUGUUGAUGGACUUUUGGCUGAACAUCCUGGAGAAUUAGUUAAAACUGGAUCGCCUCAUGUUGUAUGUACAGUGCUACCAACCCAUUGGCGUUCCAACAAAACCCUACCAAUUGCCUUCAAAGUUCUAGCGCUAGGUGAUGUUAUGGAUGGAACAAUUGUAACAAUACGUGCUGGUAAUGAUGAAAAUUUCUGUGGUGAAUUGCGUAAUUGUACAGCAGUAAUGAAAAAUCAAGUAGCGAAAUUUAAUGAUUUGCGAUUUGUUGGAAGAAGUGGUCGAGGGAAAAGUUUUAGUCUAACCAUCGUGAUAUCAUCAUCCCCCGUCCAAGUAGCAACUUAUAUUAAAGCCAUCAAAGUGACAGUUGAUGGUCCCCGUGAGCCAAGGUCAAAAGUGCGCCAUCAAGGAUUUCAUCCGUUUGCAUUUGGCCCGCAGCGAUUUGGUCCGGAUCCACUUAUGGGUGGCUUAUCGUUCAAAUUGCCAGGUUUUGCCCACCAUUUAGCUGGCAUGCACGGUCAUUUGCACGCUCCAGAUUGGCGUUCAUUAGGUGCGAAUCCAGCCCUAGGUCGUCCUGGCUUUCCUCAUGGUGCGGCAUUUUUCCAUCACCAACAUCCUGGAUUUCCUCCCCAUGUCCUAGCAAAUACAUUAGAACGUUUAGAUCGGCCAGGAAUUCGAUCAAUAAGUGAAAAUCACCAUCUAGCUCAACUUAGUCAAUUAUCAGCAUCAUGUAAUCCACACAGUACAACCAGUCCCGAAGGAUCACCGAACACGUGUCCUCCAACAGCCAAUUCAGCUCUUCAUAAUACAAAUUCUGCCUCCUCGCCGUUAACAAGUGAAAACGAUAACAACAACAACAUCGACGCCGGUUUCGAAAGUGAUAGCAUAUCUGUGACCGGAUCGCCUAGAAAAAGCACCUCGCCACAUGAAGAUGACGACCGAAGGACGCCCUCACCACAAACCGGUGCAUUUACAGCCCUAAUUCAACGUAAUCCAUCCCUGAGAAAAAAUGAGUUAUUUUCUGGAUUUGCUUCGCAAUUCCAACAACCACACGGAUUUAAUCCAGCCUUAGCCGCCCAACUUUUCCUCCAAAAUCCACUCAUUCCACAACCAAGUCAAUGGCUAUAUACUCAACUCUAUGGAAACUAUCAUGAUCUUCCUUGGUUUCGGAAUGGCACAUCGACUAGCAGUACUAACAGUAGUAAUGCCACAUCGAAUGGGAGUCUUCAAGAUGCUGUAGCGGGUGUUAAUUUGGUCAAGAGAUGUGUCACCUUAGUUUCACAUUCCAACGACGAGAAAGACAGUGAAAAUGCAAAUCCAAAUGCGUCGCCUCCGGUCACCUCCACACGAAGAUCACCCUCGCCAGCGGACAUAGUUGACGAUCGAAGUAAUCGCAGCGGAAGUAGCUUGGGACCGAUGCGUUGCAGAACGCCAAAACAGUCUGAUGUCUGGAGACCGUACUAGUAUAGAGAUUGUCUGCACGUAGAUAUUUUUUUUAGAUAUAAAAUGUUGUGAAUUUUCAUAUCCCCCAAGCACAGAAUCGCGCAGUGUAUUUGUGCCACACAUAUCGAAUUUAAUUUAAUAACAAAGAAAAAGAAAGAGACAGCAGAUGAUUUUGUUUAAAGAUAAAAACAGAAAAUUAAUAAUAAUAAUAAUAAAAAAAAAAAAAAUAGAUAAAUGAGUUUAACAAAAAUUAUUGCGAUGUGUAUAAAAAAAACUUAGAUACUUUUAAAAACAAGGAACUUAAUAUAAUUAAGAAAAAAAUAUUUAAAAACUAAAGAAAUCCAAAUUAAUGAACGGAAGAGCUGAAGUUAAUUUUUC
This is a messenger RNA of Episyrphus balteatus (marmalade hoverfly), 2340 nucleotides long. RefSeq names its product segmentation protein Runt (gene RunxB). Bases 325 to 1983 code for a protein of 552 amino acids. The record is from RefSeq and is a predicted model, not a curated record. NCBI's taxonomy places the organism in Eukaryota, Metazoa, Arthropoda, Insecta, Diptera, Syrphidae. Gene Ontology annotation, biological process: regulation of DNA-templated transcription. Gene Ontology annotation, molecular function: DNA-binding transcription factor activity, RNA polymerase II-specific; RNA polymerase II cis-regulatory region sequence-specific DNA binding; ATP binding. The transcript is spliced from 6 exons. Gene Ontology annotation, cellular component: nucleus.